AUGGUGCCCAGGGCUCUCGGGGCUCUCCUGGCCCUGCUGCCGCUGGCCUCGGCGCUACAGAGCCCAGCAGGUGCCCAGCAUGAGCCCGCCCUGCGCCGCCUGGCCCGGCACCUCCUGGCCCACUACCAGAAGGGCACCCGGCCUGUGCGGGACUGGCGAACCACCACCAACGUGGCCAUCGACCUCAUGGUCUAUGCCAUCCUCAGCGUGGAUGAGAAGAACCAGGUGCUGACCACCUACAUCUGGUACAGGCAGCACUGGACAGACGAAUUCCUCAAGUGGGACCCAGCUCGCUUCGACAACCUGACGCAGAUCUCCCUCCCUGUAGAGAGCAUCUGGGUGCCUGACAUCCUCAUCAAUGAGUUUGUGGAUGUUGGAAAGUCCCCACACGUCCCCUACGUUUACGUCAGCCAUCACGGGGAGGUGCAGAACCUCAAACCCAUCCAGGUGAUGACCGCCUGCAGCCUGGACAUCUACAACUUCCCCUUCGACGUCCAGAACUGCUCUCUCACCUUCACCAGCUGGCUGCACCACAUUCGUGAUAUCAACCUCUCGCUGUGGCGGCAGCCGGAGCUCGUUAAGUUCGACCGAAGCGUCUUCAUGAACCAGGGCGAGUGGGAGCUGCUCUAUGUCCUCAGCCACUUCCAGGAGUUCAGUGUCAAGAGCAGUGACAGCUACGCUGAGAUGAAGUUCUAUGUAGUCAUCCGGAGACGCCCCCUCUUCUACACCGUCAGCCUGCUGCUCCCCAGCAUCUUCCUGAUGGUUAUGGACAUUGUGGGCUUCUACCUACCUCCCCACAGUGGUGAGAGGGUCUCUUUCAAGAUCACUCUCCUGCUGGGCUACUCGGUUUUCCUCAUUAUUGUAUCCGACACAUUGCCAGCCACGGCCGUCGGCACGCCGCUGAUAGGCAUCUACUUUGUGGUAUGCAUGGCACUGCUCGUCAUCAGCCUGACAGAGACCAUCCUGAUUGUGCGCCUGGUGCACAAGCAAGACCUGCAACCCCACGUGCCUGAGUGGCUGAAACACCUGCUGCUGGAAAAAGCCACCAUCCUGCUCUGUAUCCGGGACAGGAAGAAAUUCAGCCCAAACAGGACUCAAAAGCUGGACACCUCCAGGCAGGUGGAGAACAAUGACAGCACAGCCAAGCCGACCCCCUACGUCUGUGAGGACCCCCGGGAGUGCGGGGCAGGGGGCACGAGGUCUGCACUGGCCUCUGCUGGCCGGACAGAGGGCUCAGCAGCACUGCAGGAGGUGCUGCGUGAGGCCACGGCUAUCCGCCAGCUCCUGGAGAAACGGGAGGAAUUCCGCGACGUCGCCCGUGAGUGGCUGCAAGUGGGCUACGUGUUGGAUAUCCUGCUGUUCCGGGUGUACCUGGCAGCCGUCCUGGCUUACAGCAUCACACUGGGCACCCUCUGGUCGGUGUGGAGGGAUGCCUGAGCAGUGUCUAUGCUUCAGGGCGGGAGACAGGGGAUCUCACUCUGGUGGGCUCUCCCGGGCUCUGGGAUUCACCCGUGUCUGCCGACCCAGGCGAGCGCACCCCUCACGUCCCUCAGCUCCGCAGCGAGAACGCGGAGCUGAGCAGGAGCCCCCAGGACCCCACGACCCUGCCCAAACCUCUCCCCAUGCUUCCCCUGCCAACGCCGGGAGCGCCCCCGGCCCGGCCCGGCCGCGGCCGCGGCUUCAGCACCGCGGACAGCGGCCCCGCAUCGGGCGGGGUCCUCCUGCACUGGGGAUAUCCUCCGCCCCAGGGGUCCCGCUGUCCUCGGCUCCCCUACCUCUCACCCUGCUGCUGCCUUUAUUCCCCACCCCGGGCCCCCGGCACGCUUGCCCAGCAGAUCCCCACCCUGCUUGUGCCCAGCAGUUUUAGAGCGGGAGAGAUCCGGUGUCCGGCCGCGGCCAGACCGGGAUGGCACCGGGACUGACUCCGUGAGCACGCGGUGCCGGGGCAGAUGUGCACAGAUGUGCACAGCUGCGUCGGUCCCCAGCCCCCACUGUCCAUCUGGCCCUGCCAGGACAGAGGCACAAGGUGAAGAGGAGAGGAAAGUGCUGCAGAUGCCGUGAGGGCCCAUCCCAUGCUCUAGGAGCAUCUCUGCACAUGGGCCUGCAGGUGAUGGGGGAUAGGCGGGUCAAUACCCCCUGGUUCUCAUACAUACGCCCUCAAACCCACCAGUCUCCGAGCAAGACUCCCACUCACCCUCCCAGAGCCAUCACCUGCAGGAAAACUUACCUCUGAGUGAUGGAGGCUGAGGACGGGUGGAGUGGGCUCCUGCCAGCGCCGGCCCGCACUAACGCGCUGAUGGUCUGUAAGUGGCUGCCUAUUGAUGAGGUGUCCAGUUAAAGAGUUCGUGAGACACUAAAUCAGCCCAUUGAUCCUGCCGAGAUCGAUGGUGCUACAGACCUGAUCAGUGCAGCGGGCAAUUAACACCCUCUGGAAUGAGCUGCCUUCGUGUAACAUCAAACGCUCCAACAGACAAAUCCAAUGGGGCCAUUGACCUGGGUGUGCGAUGCCACCCAGCCCGUGUGUUGAUGAGGGUGCUGGGCAGCAAGACUUCUGAGCCAGCCUUGCUCUCCCUCUCCUGCCCACCGUGACCCUGAUGUCCCCCAGGGCUGCACUGCAAGAUGCUCACCUGUGCUGCUGUAUCCCAUGGAAUGUUUUGGUCCUUAUCCUUGUCCUCCCAGUGCUAGGAAGCCAUCAUACACCCAACCUAACCCCUCAAGCAGCUCAGCAGUCCUUUUCCCUGGAAGGACAGGCUGCCCGUGCUGGAGGAAAGAUUGUUUCUCCCUUUGCCCUCUUGCUACUUUGGGAAGUGCUGCGUGUAGGGAAAAGUUCUAGGCAUCUCUGAGAGAAGCCUGGAUUUUCCUCUUAAAAAAAAAAAAAAAAUCAAUAAAUCUGAAUCUAAUCUCCU
Oenanthe melanoleuca is the source of this 2906-nucleotide messenger RNA. Its product is annotated as 5-hydroxytryptamine receptor 3A-like. Bases 1 to 1437 code for a protein of 478 amino acids. Gene Ontology annotation, cellular component: postsynaptic membrane; neuron projection; synapse. The transcript is spliced from 9 exons. Gene Ontology annotation, biological process: chemical synaptic transmission; monoatomic ion transmembrane transport; signal transduction. The record is from RefSeq and is a predicted model, not a curated record. NCBI's taxonomy places the organism in Eukaryota, Metazoa, Chordata, Aves, Passeriformes, Muscicapidae. Gene Ontology annotation, molecular function: neurotransmitter receptor activity; extracellular ligand-gated monoatomic ion channel activity; transmembrane signaling receptor activity.